Molecule: messenger RNA, 2947 nt
Organism: Cuscuta epithymum
Lineage: Eukaryota; Viridiplantae; Streptophyta; Magnoliopsida; Solanales; Convolvulaceae
Source: the annotation of a GenBank genome assembly
AAACCCCUGUCUGAAUUUUUUUCUCCGACUUCCAUUUUUUUUAUAGCUAAGUUAGAUUUUAUACUACCCAGUACUCACUGCCAGUGAACUGGUUUGGCCUUCACUAUUUCCAGGCAAAACUUCAAUACUGCACUCUUAGAAAGAGAGGAAACGGAGAAUGAGGAUAGAGAGCAGCGAAGAAGAUGAUGACUUCCCAUUAAUCGAGAGUGUAACCCCCCAGUCGAAGAUCGAUACAAUUUACCAAUCCGCCACUGAAAAGGGAAUCAGAAAAAUUUCUUUUGAGCUCUUGGAACUGAAAGAUGCAGUAGAGAACAUCUGUGGCAAUGCUCGCACUAAAUGCUUGGCCUUCUUGAGGUUAUCAGAAGAAGUUGCGGAGACGAAUCACGAAUUGAAUGAGCUAAGAAAGUACAUUUCUUCCCAUGGGGUUCUUGUCCAAGAUUUAGUUAAUGGUGCAUGUCAUGAAUUAGAUUUAUGGAGCCGAGCUAUUUCAGAUGUUAGUGAAACUCAAGAAAGCUCUCAAUCUUGUGAUUCAACUGAUGAUUACUCCAUAAGCGCAUCAGAAGCCGUCCAUUUAUCAUUUUUGGAAAGUAUUGAUAUUCUUCUGGCUGAGCACAAAAUUGAAGAAGCAAUAGAGGCAAUAGAUGCUGAAGAGAAAAGUCACACAGAAACAAGAAGUGUGGGAGAUACUUCAUCUGCAGAUGCAUCACCUUAUAGGUCUGCAUUGUCAAAAAGGAAAGCUAUGCUUGAAAAGCAGCUUAUCGAGAUCACCGAGAGACCUUCUACGGCUGUUGUUGAGCUCAAAAGGGCUUUGUCUGGUUUGUUGAAGUUAGGGAAAGGUCCCUUAGCUCACCAGUUACUUGUCAAGUCAUUUAGGUAUCGCCUUCAAAAAAGCAUUGAAGCUUUCCUUCCACUGUGUUCUUGCUAUCUUGAAACUUACUCAGCAACUUUGUCUAACCUCGUAUUCUCUACUAUUUUAUUGGCUGCCAAGGAAUCCAUUUCGAUGUUUGGCGAUAAUCCUCUUUAUAGUAAUAGAAUUAUUCAAUGGGCAGAAAGGGAAAUUGAAUCUUUUGUGAGAUUAGUUAAAGAACAUGCACCAGCUUCUGAGACAGCUCCUGCAUUACAUGCAGCAAGUUUUUGUGCUCAGACUAGUCUUAACCACUGCUAUGCCUUGGAAAAGCAUGGCCUGAAACUCUCGAAGCUGCUUUUGGUUCUAUUGCAACCAUAUAUUGAAGAAGUGCUUGAGCUGAAUUUCAUACGAGCUAGAAAAACAAUUCUCCAUUUUGCUACAAGUGAUGAGGAGAUAAUGCUUUCACCUCGUUUUGCAUCUCCAUUAUCUACUUUUGCCACGCCAUCUGGCCGGCAGCUUGUUGAAAGUGGCAUGAGAUUCAUUUAUGUUGUCAAAGAAAUAGUUGAACGACUCAGCCCAUUAGUCAUUCUGCACUUCGGAGGCAAUAUAUUGGCUAGAAUUUCACAGCUUUUCGACAAGUACGUAGAUGCAUUGAUAAAAUCCUUACCAGGCCUUUCCGAAGAUGACAACCUCACUGAGCUGAAAGAGUCUGUGCCUUUUAGAGUUGAGACAGACUCAGAGCAGCUAGCAUUGUUGGGAACUGCUUUUACCAUUUCUGAGGAAUUAUUGCCAAUGGUCGUCUCCAGAAUAUGGAAUAUACUUACUGAAAGCAAUGAAACUGAUACCGGGGGGCUUUCUGAUGUCAUUAUAACGCCUCCCUCCAACACUACUGUGGACGUUAAGGAGUGGAGGCGCAAUCUACAGCGCUCACUUGACAAUCUCAGGGAUAGCUUCUGCCGACAAUAUAUUGUGAACUUCAUCUACUCAAGGGAUGGCGAAGCACGACUAGAUGCACAAAUUUAUUUAAGCGGGAUGAGUCUGAUGUCAGAGGUUGAACCUCUUCCUUCUUUGCCAUUUCAGGCUCUAUUUGGUAAGCUGCAGCAGUUAGCAACCGUGGCUGGUGACGUACUAAUUGGGAGGGAGAAAAUACAGAAGGUUUUGCUUGCCAGGCUGAUUGAGACUGUGGUCAUGUGGCUGUAUGAUGAGCAAGAAUUUUGGAGUGUUCUGGAGGAUAGUUCUGCUCCUCUUACACAACAUGGAUUGCAGCAGAUAAUGCUGGAUAUGCACUUCACUGUAGAGAUAGCACGGUUUGCUGGUUACCCUUCCAGGAUAGUGCAUCAAAUAGCAUCUGAUAUAAUGUCUCGUGCAAUCAGGACAUUUUCUGUUCGGGGGAUUGUACAAAGUGCUCUUCCAGAGGAUGAGUGGUUUGUAGAAACAGCAAAAGGAGCAAUAAAUAAGCUUCUUUUGGGUGGGUCUGGAUCAGAGGCAUCUGAGAUCUAUGAUGACGAACAUAUCAUGCAUGAUGAGUUUCUCAUGGAUGACUCUGGCUCACCUUCUUCCCUUUCAUCAUUGGACAGUUACGAAUCUUUUGCUUCAGCACACUCCGGUGAUUUUGGUAGCCCAAGUUUUACUGACUCCGACAACUGACUCUUUCUUGUGUGACCUUUGAAUAAAAUACAAGCUUUAGUGUUAGCAAUGAGGCUCUCUAGCGGUAGGUACCAAGGUAAAAAGAUCAUUAUGUAAUUCUGCGCCUACUUGGUGAAGAUAAUGACAAUCAAUUUUACUGACGAGCUGUCAUGACGCCAGCUGAGGCUAUAAGUAAGGGAAGUUCAAGGACUGAAGUGCAAUUGCCUGAGUGAAAUCAACCUAAAAUGACAGAGAACUUAUGGAGGCUGAUUCUUAAUGCAGAUAGAUGGCAUUUGAAGAGCUGGCGGUCUACUUUACAUUAUUUUCCAUUUUGUCCCUUCUGUAGUUCUGUAUUCAGGAAAUUGUCUCUAGAAAUAUUUGUAGUAAUAUGGAUUUAUAGUUUGUCUUUUAAUGAUUGAUGAAAUGAAAAGUACUGUCGUUUUCUCUGUUCUUAUUCUGCUAUUCUUGAUCCCA